UAGGGUUAGUCAAACAUGGGAAAAGAAGCCUGAGAAGUUGAAUCGUGUUUUGUUGCGCGCGAUCAACGAAACAUACAGUUCUUUUGUCCAGAGAAAACAUAUGCUGGACUGUGAUCAGGAGAAAGCCCUCCACAAGUGAACAACACUGACUAUCUGAUACCUGGUAAUCAAAUAAGGAGCCACAAUGGCUCCUGUUGAUGAUGUUGUGGCAUGGGGAGAGUCACUCGACCAACUCCUGGAGUGUAAAACAGGCCAGCUGGUGUUUGAGGACUUCUUGAGGACAGAAUACAGCGAGGAGAACCUUUUAUUUUGGCUGGCCUGUGAGGAUUACAGGAAAACAACCAGUCAGACAGAAAUUACGACUGCUGCCAAAAGGAUCUACGCCGAGUUUGUCCAAGUUGAUGCGCCUAGACAGAUAAACAUUGACUGUGUGACGAGAGAAAGCAUCAGGGAAAAUCUCUCCCAGCCGUGGCCAAAUUGCUUCGACAGGGCGCAGGGACUGAUAUAUGGUCUGAUGGAAAACGACUGUUAUCCUCGAUUUCUAAAAUCUGAAAUGUACCAAGCUCUCCUGGAACAGGCUGAACAGCAAUGAAAGUAACGUGAGGAUAAAAGCUUGGCGGACGCCUCUCCGAAUGAUUGAUUCUGCUCUCCGGCCGACGCAUCUGUCAGAGGAAGCAGAAGUGAAAGCUGAUGCAGAGCUGUCGAUAUGAUUACUGACAGGAUCUAAAAGCCAAAUAUGAUGUAAAUAAUGUAUUAAACAGCUCUGAAGUCAA
Notothenia coriiceps (black rockcod) is the source of this 773-nucleotide messenger RNA. Its product is annotated as regulator of G-protein signaling 8-like. Lineage: Eukaryota; Metazoa; Chordata; Actinopteri; Perciformes; Nototheniidae. The transcript is spliced from 5 exons. The record is from RefSeq and is a predicted model, not a curated record. The coding region runs from base 185 to 592 and encodes 135 amino acids.